Capsicum annuum is the source of this 735-nucleotide messenger RNA. RefSeq lists its product as uncharacterized. Lineage: Eukaryota; Viridiplantae; Streptophyta; Magnoliopsida; Solanales; Solanaceae. Gene Ontology annotation, molecular function: nucleic acid binding; zinc ion binding. The record is from RefSeq and is a predicted model, not a curated record. The transcript has 2 exons. Bases 1 to 735 code for a protein of 244 amino acids.
AUGACCGAUGAGUUUUUUGCCAUGGCUAAAACGUACAAGUUGGAUGAUUUUGAUGUGCUUAUGUGUAAAGUGGGAAAUAUUGACAAUAGAGUUAAAGCAUAUUUGGAAAAUAUUGGAUUUGAAAAGUGGUCAAGAGUUCAUGCUCUAAUAAAUAGGGGGAGGAUGAUGACUUUCAAUAUUGCAGAUUAUAUCAACUCUCGUCUUGUUGAGGCUCGUGAAUUUCCAAUUUUAGAUUUUCUUGAACAGAUUAGGGAAUCAACUAACUACAUAUACGGUGUGUAUGAAGAAGGAAGAAAAUACAUUAUUCGAUUGGAUAAUAGAACAUGCAACUGUGGUAGAUUUCAGCUUGAUGAGAUACCAUGCGCGCACGCUAUUGUUGUUUUGAAAAUCAAACAUGUAAAGGAAAUGAAGUCAUACUGCUCAGAUUACUACAAGAAGGAGAUAUUGGUGAAGACUUAUGAAAUGCCACUUUGUCCUAUGCCUGAUAAACGAUACUGGCAUGUACCACCGGAGGUGUUAGAAGAUGUGGUUUUGCCUCCAAAAUAUAAGCGCCCACCAGGAAGACCCAAGAAAGGUAGAAAAAAAAGAAGUGAAAAGUUUUCAUCAACAUCAAAUCGCUGUGGCAAGUGUGGGUAUGAAGGCCACAACAGACGUACUUGCAACUACUUCCAAAAGAGAUGUGACAUUUUGUCUUUAAAGUUUAAUCAGACAUGUUUACUUAGUUCAAGGUUUUGA